CCGCAGCCUAUAACCAUGGUCCCGGAACGUCUAUCGAUCGCAGAACCAACGAAAGUCAUGAUCUCAGAGGAAGAUCGACGAGAUCUGGAUGGAGUCAAUUGGGCGAGUCAUGACAUCAUACAAAUUGAGACAGACAGCUCUUUAUCCCCUUCAUAACUCACAACACAAUACAAAACAGCAACCAUGAAGAACCUCACUUUUGACGUCCGCUACGACAACGAACUCGCCCACGAGUACUACGGCGACGGACAAAAGCUCACGGACCGGAUGCGACAGAUCUACAAUGGCAAGGAGCUCACGUUUCCCGAUCAAUACGACUCCACCUUCACCACGCCGCCGAUCCACUUUAUGCAGGUCGAGGCGGAAGAUGACGUUGAUGUUGAUGGAUUGAAGAGUGUCAAUGUUCCCCCUGGCUUGAGCAUUAAGAUCAUAGACUUUGAGGAUUAAAUUGAACUUGGGAGCCAAGGUAGCCUGGUAGCCUUUACUAUAGUGAGAUUUAAUUGAAC
Molecule: messenger RNA, 506 nt
Organism: Aspergillus steynii IBT 23096
Lineage: Eukaryota; Fungi; Ascomycota; Eurotiomycetes; Eurotiales; Aspergillaceae
Exons: 5
Coding region: 184-447 (87 amino acids)
Source: RefSeq, a predicted model, not a curated record